Molecule: messenger RNA, 483 nt
Organism: Arabidopsis thaliana (thale cress)
Lineage: Eukaryota; Viridiplantae; Streptophyta; Magnoliopsida; Brassicales; Brassicaceae
Product: Polynucleotidyl transferase, ribonuclease H-like superfamily protein
Exons: 1
Coding region: 1-483 (160 amino acids)
Molecular function (GO): RNA-DNA hybrid ribonuclease activity; nucleic acid binding
Source: RefSeq, marked reviewed
AUGGGUUGGACAAGACCACCCCACGGCUGGAAGAAGUGUAACUAUGAUGGAUCGUACAAUCGGGAGAUGCCAAGUAAGGCUGGAUGGAUAAUUCGAGAUGAGUCGGGCCAAUUUGUAAGUGCAGGUCAAGCGACAGGGAACCACACUUCUAAUGCUCUAGAAAGCGAGUUUCAAGCUCUUCUUAUCACAAUGCAAAGCUGUUGGAGCCACGGUCAUAGAAAAAUCUGGUUUGAAGGAGAUAACAGGGAGGUGAUGGAAAUCCUCAAUAGGAGAAAAUCACGUUUUGAUAUCUUUAAUUGGAUAAGAGAUGUUCAAGCUUGGAAGCAACGAUUUCAGGAAUGCAGAUUCACAUGGAUCAACCGAAAACAGAACAAACCGGCGGAUAUUCUUGCCAAGAGUCACUUACCCCAGAAUGAACAAUUUAAAUUUUAUGAUUACAUUCCGAUUGUAAUUUCUUCAGCCUUACAGCUGGAAAACUCUUGA